AUGGGCCGCCACGACGGGCAUGGGCGGACGCUCCUCCGGAUUUGGAGUUUCAGUAUGCUGCAAAUGACCAUGCCAUCGUUCACCGUAACCUCCCGUUCAUCGCAUGGCGUUACCUUAUCGGCGCUCCAUGCUCGUCAUUCUCAAAGUUUGCACAAGAGACACGUCCACAGCCAAGUCCGGGCAGUGGCGCAAACACAACUGCAGUACCAGAAACUGGGAGAUUCAGACCUCCUUAUUAGUGAGGUCACUCUUGGAACGAUGACUUUUGGAGAGCAAAACACAGAGAAGGAAGCACAUGAUAUGCUCUCUUAUUCUUUUGAUAAAGGUGUCAAUAUCCUAGACACAGCAGAAAUUUACCCACUUCCAUUCAAAAAGGAACAUCAAGGGAGAACUGAUCUUUAUAUUGGCAGGUGGAUGCAACUGAAGCCACGAGACAAGAUAAUUUUGGCCACCAAAGUUGCCGGCUAUUCAGAGAGGUUUACAUUUCUUCGGGACCAUGCAGAAGUGGUGCGUGUUGAUGCUGCCAAUAUCAAAGAAAGUGUUGAAAAGAGCCUCAAGCGCCUAUCAACAGAUUACAUUGAUUUGCUCCAGAUACACUGGCCAGAUAGGUAUGUGGCACUAUUUGGUGAAUUUAGUUAUAAUCCAACCAAAUGGAGGCCAAGCAUCCCUUUUGAGGAACAAUUGAAGGCUUUCCAGGAGCUAAUUGAUGAAGGAAAGGUUCGCUAUAUUGGUGUUUCCAAUGAGACCUCAUAUGGAGUAAUGGAGUUUGUACAUGCUGCAAAGGCUCAAGGCCUUCCGAAGAUCGUGAGCAUCCAGAACUGUUAUAGUCUACUUGUGAGAUGCUGCUUUGAAGCUGAUCUUGUUGAAGUUUGCCACCCGCAUAACUGCAAUAUUGGACUGCUUGCCAACUCCCCAUUGGCUGGUGGGGUUCUCACUGGGAAGUAUCUUGAUGCUGACACAGGAAUCUCAAAGGGCAGCAGGCUAAAUAUCUUCCCUGGAUUCAUGGCUCGCUACAAUGCCUCUUUGGCUCAAGAAGCGACAAAUGAGUACAUAAGGCUUGCCAAGAAGCAUGGGCUAACUCCAGUCCAGCUUGCCCUCGGCUUUGUGCGUGACCGUCCAUUCACCACUAGCUCCAUCAUUGGAGCAACCACCAUGGAUCAUUUAAAGGAGAACAUCGAUGCAUUUACCAGCGCUCCACGGCCUCUACCACAAGAAGUUCUUGACGGCAUUGAUGAUAUUUUUAAGAGAUACAAAGACCCAGCAAUCCUCUAG
Miscanthus lutarioriparius is the source of this 1272-nucleotide messenger RNA. The record is from the annotation of a GenBank genome assembly. NCBI's taxonomy places the organism in Eukaryota, Viridiplantae, Streptophyta, Magnoliopsida, Poales, Poaceae.